Messenger RNA from Patella vulgata (common limpet), 6474 nucleotides. RefSeq names its product ER degradation-enhancing alpha-mannosidase-like protein 1. The transcript is spliced from 12 exons. Lineage: Eukaryota; Metazoa; Mollusca; Gastropoda; Patellidae. The record is from RefSeq and is a predicted model, not a curated record. Bases 113 to 1813 code for a protein of 566 amino acids. Gene Ontology annotation, molecular function: calcium ion binding; mannosyl-oligosaccharide 1,2-alpha-mannosidase activity. Gene Ontology annotation, biological process: carbohydrate metabolic process; endoplasmic reticulum mannose trimming; mannose trimming involved in glycoprotein ERAD pathway. Gene Ontology annotation, cellular component: membrane; endoplasmic reticulum.
UGAAAGUUAGAAAGUUAUUUACAAGAGAAGCACUAUAAUUUGGCGGAUGUUGUGACAUCCGGUUGUUGCAGGGCACUGUUUACAAGUUGAAAGAAAAUGGAUUGAAUGUGAUAUGUACAGUUGUCUGUUUUUAGUUAUAUUGUGUUGGGUGCCAACCGUUGGAAGGUUAUAUCUAUUUAAGGGUACUUGGGACCCUUAUGACAGUAAAUAUGGCCAGUUUUCUGAACGUGAAAGGCUACAGAUGCUUGAAAUGUCGAGAGAAAUGUUUCAGUUUGGCUAUGACAAUUACAUGAAAUAUGCCUUUCCUGAAGACGAACUUAACCCCAUUGAUUGCAAUGGACGAGGCCCAGAUUAUGACAACCCAGAAAAUAUCAACAUUAAUGAUGUACUUGGCGAUUAUGUUUUAACUUUGGUAGAUUCAUUAGAUACUUUAGCAAUUAUGGGAAAUAGUUCUGAAUUCAAAAAGGCGGUGGGAUUAGUGAUAGAAUAUGUAGAUUUCGAUAAAUCAAACACAGUUCAAGUUUUUGAAGCCACAAUCAGAAUUUUAGGAUCAUUGUUAUCAGCACAUCUUAUAAUAGAAGACAAGACAGAACCAUUUGGUGAAAUGCGACCUAAACAUUAUAAUAACGAACUUCUCCAUUUAGCACAUGAUUUGGCUGCAAGGUUAUUGCCUGCAUUUGAUGGUACAGCUACUGGAAUACCAUAUCCUAGGGUAAAUUUACAAGAUGGUGUACCAACAAAUUGUAUCAACGAAACUUGCACUGCUGGUGCAGGAACAUUGAGUCUUGAGUUUGGUGUUUUGUCCAGAUUGCUUGAUGAUCCAGUCUAUGAAUCAAAGGCUCGUAGAGUUGUAAAAGCUUUGUGGAAAUACAGGUCUAAUGUUACAGGCCUUUUUGGUAAUGUAAUAGACAUACAGAGUGGUGAAUGGACUGGUAUAAUGAGUGGACUUGGAGCUGGCUUAGAUUCAUUCUAUGAAUAUUUAUUAAAGUCAUAUAUACUGUUUGGAGAGGAAGAAGAUUUAAAAAUGUUCAACGAAACUUAUGAAACUAUAAAAUAUCAUAUGAGGAGGGGGCGAUUUAAGUGUAAUGAUGGAUCUGGAAAUCCACCUAUUUAUGUGAAUGUAAAUAUGAAAACUGGGGAGACAAUUAAUACCUGGAUAGAUUCAUUACAGGCAGCAUGGUCAGGUGUUCAGGUAUUAAAUGGUGAUAUAGACGAAGCUAUUUGUUGUCAUGCUUUAUAUUAUUCUAUAUGGAGAAAAUAUGGUGCUAUACCUGAACGCUAUAACUGGCAGUCAAAAGCGCCAGACAUUCGAUUUUAUCCUUUACGACCUGAAUUUGUAGAAUCCACGUACUUCCUUUAUCAAGCAACAAAAAACCCAUUUUAUUUUCAUGUUGGCAGGGAUAUCAUCAAUAGCCUUAAUGAACAUACACGAACAGAAUGUGGUUAUGCAACAGUUCACGAUGUAUUUACUAGAGAAUUAGAAGAUAGAAUGGAAAGUUUCUUUUUGUCAGAAACCUGUAAAUAUUUAUAUUUGUUAUUUGAUAAAGAUAAUCAUGUAAAUAAAGAAUCUAGUAGAUAUGUAUUUUCAACAGAAGGACAUAUAUUACCAGUAGAUGGUAGAUUUAGAAAGAGAAAUUCCUGGAAUGAAAACAGCAUAGAAUCAAUACCAGUUGUAGAUGUUAGAACCAACAGAAGUAAUUGUGAUAGCAUACCAACACAAAGUCGUUAUUUUCUGCCAAUGAAAAGCGAGUAUUUAGAACAGAUGGAUCUUGCUGUUGGUCUUGAGGCUUUUGACAGUAAAAUUAAUUCUUGAUAGCCAAUGAUGCCUCUUUGUUAAUCAAAGUCUUUCAUAAUAUCAACAUAUAUAACUACUUCUAAAUACAUAUUGUAAAAAUCUGUCAAGUCUUUAGAUAUUUUCUUUUUAUGAAUAAAUAUUUGCAAAUAGUUGAAGAAGUCAGGAUAAACCAUAUUGAUGACAUAUUUUGGUCACAACCACGAUAGGGAAUUAAUUUAAGGAAAUUUAUUAACAGGAUAUCAUUUUUAGGUUUUCUUACUAUUAACUGACUCUCACAGUGCAUGCAUAAUUUUAAGUUAUAAGAAUUGUAUAAUGGCAUUUAAAUGACCACAUGGUUAAAGUAAAGGUGCCAUGAUGUCAUUUUUCCCCAUAAAAAGGUGAUGGCACAUUAUCUGAACUAGAUGCUGAUUGCUGAUAAAACUCAAACUGAAGAUUUUCUGUUUAUUAUUUCUAUUUAGAAAAUGUUCAUAUGUUGAUAUUAUUAUUUCUUAUGUUUAUUUAUUUGUUUUUUUUUUAAUCUUUUAAGAUGUAUAAAUAUGUACAUGUAACUAAUAAGAUAUAAUAUUCUGAGAAUUCCACUGUUAUUAAAUUUAAACUUCAAUACAACCUCAAUAUUUAUUUAAUAUUAUUGGUAUAUUUGAUUUCAUAGUAUAAUAUGAUUCUGUAUAUUAUAAUGAGGUCUAAUGCAUUCAGAGUAGACUGGUUUAUAUUUGUUAGCAGAUAGAUCUGACAAAUUAUUUAUAUUUAUUCACAUGUAGGUUUCAAUAGGCAAAUCAAAUGCCAAAAGUUACGAAAUAGUCAAUAUUACGGUGGCUGAUUUAGAACACGCAAAAAAAAAAAAUAUCUCGAGCACUCGAGAGACUGAGACUGACAUUUCCUCUUAUCUAGAAGCUCGGGUCUGAUCCAAGGUUAUUUAUUUCAUAUGUAGGCACUGAUCACUGCCUAAUUUACCCUGGUGCUCGAGAUUUUAUUUUUUUUUGUGUGUGUCCUAAAUCAGCCACCGUACAAUAUACCUGAAUAAUACGAUAAUCAUAAAUCUCUAGUGACUAGUUAGUCAUAAUUUUGGGGACAACUAGUUAGUUGGUACCAGCAUUUCCAAUUUCUUUUAAAUCAAGCGAAAUCACUCAGACAUUUUUAUAUAGACAUAUUUAGUGUUCUUGUUAAUAGGCCUACCAUUUCCAUUUGUGUGCUAUUUGAUUGAUCACUUAAAAAUCUGUUAACCAAUUGAAAAAUGAAACAGAAAAUGUUGUUUAAUCUAGUAUGGCUUGCAUUGACUCCCGUUUAGUAGAAAAAGGAAUUGACAGUACGUGAGAAAGCAUAGUGUUAUUAUGCAUGUAAUUUACAUUUAAAUGGCUUCUAAUACUGAUAGGGGAUCACGUGGCUAAGUGGGUAAGACGCUAGCUCGCUAGCCUGGAGGUCGGGUGUUCGAUCCCUGCAAUGGCCGAGAAAGUUCAUCCAGAUUUUCCGGCGUGGUUCUCACUUGUCAGUGAUGCAGGACGGAGGGGCUGACAAGGAAAGCUGUCUAGUCGUUCGGAUGGGACGAAAAACCGAGGUCCCGUGUACACAUUGGCGUGCACGUAAAAGAUCCCUUGGCAGUUGGAAUUCGAUAUAAGAGUAGGCCCUAGUGCCGCUGUCCGGGCAAAAUUUCCCUCAUAGCACACUGUAUGGUGUAUGCCCGUCCUCAUUAGCACAGGUUAGGACCAGAACAGAAGGACGUUAAACUCCAUUUCAUUUCAUUUCACUAAUACUGAUAAAAUAAUAUUAAAUCUGUACUUUAAGGUUUUGGCACGAACUGGACGGACAUGACCAGAAUAUUUUAUAAAAUCAAAACAUCUUUCAAAUGUUAUUGUGUUAUCCUAAGAUAAACAUUGAAUACUUAUAGCAUAGGUAGACAGCACUUUUAGGGAUAUCACCACCCUGGCAAAACAAGGCAUAUCUAAAAGUAAUGCUCACCAUUUGAUACAACAACAAUACCAAUUUUGUUUUUGUUUAUACCACCUCAUGCUUUUUUUUUUUAAGCCUAUAGAAAAUCGCACAAGAUAAUACAAAAGUACAAAAAGCUUGUUAGCGAUGUGGAAUCUCAGUGAUAUGUUUAUCUGAUUCAUGAGGGUUUCAUUGAGUAAAAAGCAAGUGUGCGAUAUUGUUUUCUCUGUGGUUAUUUAUGAUAAAACAUGACUUUAUGAUAAAACAUGACUUUAUGAUAUAACAUCUUAUUUGUAUCUUGAAAGUAUGCUUUGUGUAAUUUGUAUUGUAUCUUGUAACAAAAUAUCUGGAUACACAGUAUCAUAACAGCUCCAAUACUAGCAUUUACAUGUAUAUAUAUUGUCAGAUACUGUAGUUUGCCAUUCCUUCAAUUCAGCAUUAACAACUCUUCCAAUGAAAUUAUUAUGGUUGUCAAAAUGGCAAUAUUGGUUUUAUCCAUUUUGAGACUCAGGACUGUGUUGGGACUUUUUUGAUUCUCCUUUGGGUAGAUUUUAAAACUGUAUAAUCUUUCAGCAAAUGCAUUUUCUCAUACAUUUCUUUUUUAUUAAAUGAUGUUAAAUAAGUAUUAUUAGCAUACUAAAUCCAACAGAGUUAUAUAUAGUUGCUGUUUGAUAUUCAUCAAAAAAUUUUAAGUUGUAUUUACCCAAAUAAAUGAAUUAUACUUUUGAACAUUAAAAUUUAUGAAGAAUGUUCAAUGAACAAUACUGCAUUUCAUAACCAAAUAAUAAAAAUAGAGAAAUGUUUUGCUCAAAAGUAUCUGUUUCCUUCAUAGAGAAUAGGAGUUAAGAAUAUUAUGGCCUCUAUUAUAAUCUGUAGAAAUAAAUAUAAGAAAUUAAAAGCAUAAAUCUUAGGUUUCAAUAUCUUUUGAAUGUGUAAUUUAUUUGAGUUUUUAAUCAGUGAAAUUUAUUUUUAUAUGCAUACAUUUUAUUUUUAUAUUGAAAUGUGAUUGUAUAUUGUUGUUGGUCCGUCUGUCCAAAAUUCCAUGUGGACUCUUUAAGGGCUAUAGUCUAGCAGCUGAAGUCAUCAUCUGAUUGACUGCCACUUUAUACAAGUCAUGAGAUGAAGAAGUCUAUUGAUCUUCAAUGAUUUUCAAUAAUUACAUGCAGAGUUAUGUCCAUUAAUUAAGCUAAAAAAUCUUGUGGUUGUCUCGCAUCAUAUCUUUUCAAAUUUACAGAGAAGAAUGUUAUUGAAAUUUACCAUUUUUCAAUUAAAGAAUGUAUUUUUGUUUUUCUCCACUGAUAUUUUUUACUUUGAAAUCUUAUUAGCAGUUCAAAAAACAGAACCUCCUUUUUUUCUUAAAGAAACAUUGGUGGGUUUCCAGUGGGAAUUACUACCUGUUGAAAUUCAGAGCUUUUCCUACUUUUAUGUUUUGACUUUUAAACCUUUUAAUUACAUGGUACUAUUUAAAUUUUGAUGUGCGAAGAGUUCAUCUUGUAGCUAGCAUGUAAAACUUUUUUACUGGUUUAUAGAUACAGAAUAAGACAAUAAAUCCAUAUACAAAGCCUUCUACACUAGGCUCCACUAACUAUCUAUAGGGUAUUUUCCUGACUUGACCUGAUUAGUUUGGUCACAACUAUUAAUUCAAGGUAAAAUAGUUUCUUCCAUUGGGGUGUAAGGAAACUAGUAAAUUGUUUUAACGUUUCCAAUCUUGCAAAUAUCCAUGGUAUUUUAAAAGAAAAUAUUGUAUGUUCAAAUAGGAUUAUGCUUAAAUCACGUAUCUUUUCCAUGGAAUUACAGAAGUAUUGGCAUUUAGAUUACCUUUGACCAGGCUAUAUUUAGAACAUAGUGUAAAUUGUAAAUGAUAUUGUGUAGAUUGAUAAUUAUUUAAAGAUGGGUUCCCGCGUACAAACUGGGUGAUUUAAUGGUAUAUAUGGACUAAAAACAUAUUCAAACUAAUUAAUUUGUCAUAACUUUGCUUCAAAUCCUUCUCAAACAUUGUAAUUGCGAAGGAAUGUCUGCUAUAAAAAUUCGAUCAAACCAAGUCAGGUUUACGUCACGUGACUUACCUCUCUUGGAAGUCAGAGGAGAAUUCAUUGCAUACAUAAGACGAUGUUAUCUUUAAUCGCUUAUUAUUUAUUACAAAUAUCGAAUCCUAAUUAAAUUUGCGGAUUAUCCACUACCCGCGUCUUUUUCCGUCAUUUUUAUCUAAGAAAAUGUUGUACGUCUAACUCUUCAUAAAGUUUAUCAACUUGUACAUCAAGCGCUCAAUGUUCGCGUGUGACCUUUGACAUCACACAUGCAGAAAUUCCUAAUCGUCGGGCUGUUGAUAAGGGGAACCCUUACAUUUUUGUCCUAUAUACGCUCCAUGAGUGUUUUUCGGGGAAUCCAGUAUUUUUCUAGUAAGAUUGGAUAUCUCUGCUUCCCAUAUAUACCAAAAUUACCAUACUUUUAUUGGAAAUAACCACCCGAUAAAUACUUUUCUGGGAACUCAUCUUUAAUUUCUUCUGAAAAAUUAUAUUCCCUUUAUAGAAUGAUUGUUACUGUUAUCUAUGCAAAUAUUCAUUAGAUUAUCAUUACAAAACAGCCAAAAAACAUUUGUUAUUGUUAUGUUUAGUUGUCAUGAAUGAUUAUGUUUUAUCUUCUUCCGUUAAAAUAAAUUGUUUAUUAACAUAAAAUAAUAAGUGUUUUUGUGUUAAAACUAUCUAACACAACGUCCUGAUUUUUAUCCAAUUAAUUAAACUUAUAUCUAUAUUUCA